AUGUUGGUAGGAAUUGGUUUGAUUUUUGCAGUCGCACUGGCUGAUGCAUGCAGUCCAUCGAUCGAUGGUUGCGCUGAAUGCGAUUCAACUGGGAAAAAAUGCACCAAAUGCGACGCAAACGGCAACACGCCCUACCUGAAGAAGACGAAUCCCAGCGACCCGACGGGGACGUGCGUCAGCGCGGUCGACUGCCAGGGGAGCGCGGGCUACUACACCGACGACAGCGUUUCCGACGCAAAGGAGUGCAAGAAGUGCAACGCCCCUUGCACGGCGUGUGCUGGAACGGCCGAUAAGUGCACCAAAUGCGACGCAAACGGCGCCGCGCCCUACCUGAAGAAGACGAAUCCCAGCGACCCGACGGGGACGUGCGUCAGCGCGGUCGACUGCCAGGGGAGCGCGGGCUACUACACCGACGACAGCGUUUCCGACGCAAAGGAGUGCAAGAAGUGCAACGCCCCUUGCACGGCGUGUGCUGGAACGGCCGAUAAGUGCACCAAAUGCGACGCAAACGGCGCCGCGCCCUACCUGAAGAAGACGAAUCCCAGCGACCCGACGGGGACGUGCGUCAGCGCGGUCGACUGCCAGGGGAGCGCGGGCUACUACACCGACGACAGCGUUUCCGACGCAAAGGAGUGCAAGAAGUGCAACGCCCCUUGCACGGCGUGUGCUGGAACGGCCGAUAAGUGCACCAAAUGCGACGCAAACGGCGCCGCGCCCUACCUGAAGAAGACGAAUCCCAGCGACCCGACGGGGACGUGCGUCAGCGCGGUCGACUGCCAGGGGAGCGCGGGCUACUACACCGACGACAGCGUUUCCGACGCAAAGGAGUGCAAGAAGUGCAACGCCCCUUGCACGGCGUGUGCUGGAACGGCCGAUAAGUGCACCAAAUGCGACGCAAACGGCGCCGCGCCCUACCUGAAGAAGACGAAUCCCAGCGACCCGACGGGGACGUGCGUCAGCGCGGUCGACUGCCAGGGGAGCGCGGGCUACUACACCGACGACAGCGUUUCCGACGCAAAGGAGUGCAAGAAGUGCAACGCCCCUUGCACGGCGUGUGCUGGAACGGCCGAUAAGUGCACCAAAUGCGACGCAAACGGCGCCGCGCCCUACCUGAAGAAGACGAAUCCCAGCGACCCGACGGGGACGUGCGUCAGCGCGGUCGACUGCCAGGGGAGCGCGGGCUACUACACCGACGACAGCGUUUCCGACGCAAAGGAGUGCAAGAAGUGCAACGCCCCUUGCACGGCGUGUGCUGGAACGGCCGAUAAGUGCACCAAAUGCGACGCAAACGGCGCCGCGCCCUACCUGAAGAAGACGAAUCCCAGCGACCCGACGGGGACGUGCGUCAGCGCGGUCGACUGCCAGGGGAGCGCGGGCUACUACACCGACGACAGCGUUUCCGACGCAAAGGAGUGCAAGAAGUGCAACGCCCCUUGCACGGCGUGUGCUGGAACGGCCGAUAAGUGCACCAAAUGCGACGCAAACGGCGCCGCGCCCUACCUGAAGAAGACGAAUCCCAGCGACCCGACGGGGACGUGCGUCAGCGCGGUCGACUGCCAGGGGAGCGCGGGCUACUACACCGACGACAGCGUUUCCGACGCAAAGGAGUGCAAGAAGUGCAACGCCCCUUGCACGGCGUGUGCUGGAACGGCCGAUAAGUGCACCAAAUGCGACGCAAACGGCGCCGCGCCCUACCUGAAGAAGACGAAUCCCAGCGACCCGACGGGGACGUGCGUCAGCGCGGUCGACUGCCAGGGGAGCGCGGGCUACUACACCGACGACAGCGUUUCCGACGCAAAGGAGUGCAAGAAGUGCAACGCCCCUUGCACGGCGUGUGCUGGAACGGCCGAUAAGUGCACCAAAUGCGACGCAAACGGCGCCGCGCCCUACCUGAAGAAGACGAAUCCCAGCGACCCGACGGGGACGUGCGUCAGCGCGGUCGACUGCCAGGGGAGCGCGGGCUACUACACCGACGACAGCGUUUCCGACGCAAAGGAGUGCAAGAAGUGCAACGCCCCUUGCACGGCGUGUGCUGGAACGGCCGAUAAGUGCACCAAAUGCGACGCAAACGGCGCCGCGCCCUACCUGAAGAAGACGAAUCCCAGCGACCCGACGGGGACGUGCGUCAGCGCGGUCGACUGCCAGGGGAGCGCGGGCUACUACACCGACGACAGCGUUUCCGACGCAAAGGAGUGCAAGAAGUGUGCAGAAGGCCAAAAGCCUAAUACUGCAGGUACGCAGUGCUUCUCUUGCUCAGAUGCUAACUGUGAACGAUGCGAUCAGAAUGAUGUCUGCGCUAGAUGCAGUACCGGCGCACCACCAGAGAACGGGAAAUGCCCCGCCGCCACGCCGGGGUGCCACUCCAGCUGCGACGGAUGCACCGAGAACGCCAUGACGAACCAGGCCGACAAGUGCACUGGCUGUAAAGAGGGACGGUAUCUAAAGCCAGAGUCUGCAGCUGGGCAAUCGGGAGCGUGCCUUACUGCCGAAGAGUGCACCUCCGAUAAGACGCACUUCACUAGAGAGAAGGCCGGUGACUCGAAGGGGAUGUGCCUCUCAUGCAGCGACGCAACCCACGGCAUCACAGGCUGCAAAAAGUGUGCCCUCAAAACGCUCUCUGGAGAAGCAGAAUCGACGGUUGUGUGCUCCGAGUGUACAGACAAGCGGCUUACUCCUUCGGGCAAUGCAUGCUUGGACAACUGUCCUGCUGGAACAUAUGCCGAUAAUAUUAACGGAGUCAGUGUCUGUGCUUCCUGCCAUGCUACGUGUGCAGAAUGCAACGGCGAUGCAAACGCUGCUUCCUGCACGGCCUGCUAUCCCGGGUAUUCUCUCCUGUAUGGAUCUGGCACAGCCGGAACAUGCGUCAAGGAGUGCACUGGUGCGUUCAUUACCAACUGUGCAGACGGGCAGUGCACGGCUAACGUGGGGGGCGCGAAGUACUGUGCUCAGUGCAAGGACGGGUACGCCCCGAUCGACGGAAUUUGUACAACGGUGGCAGCUGCCGGGAGAGACGCGAGCGUAUGCACGGCGGCAGAUGGCAAGUGCACCAAAUGUGCAGGAGAGUAUACUCUCAUGUCGGGCGGGUGCUAUGGUGUGGCUAAGCUUCCUGGCAAAUCGGUUUGCACGCUCGCUAGUAACGGAAAGUGCACUAUGUGUGCUGCAAAUAACCAGGCACCUGUGCAAGAGAAGUGUCCGGAGUGCUCUGAAGGCUGUGCAAAAUGCAAUGAUUCUAAUGCCUGCACUGAAUGCCUUCCUGGAUACUACAAAGGUGCCGGUGAUAAAUGCUUCAAAUGUACAGCUAGUAGUGGAAAUAACAACCAAAUCACUGGUGUCGCUAAUUGCGUAAGCUGCGCCCCGCCAGCUGGUGGCAAUGGCGGUCCUGUCACCUGCUAUAUCAAAACAGACGGCGACAACACCGGCGGAAGCGUCAACAAGAGCGGCCUCAGCACAGGUGCCAUCGCGGGGAUCUCCGUGGCUGUGGUCGUCGUCGUGGGGGGCCUCGUAGGGUUCCUCUGCUGGUGGUUCAUCUGUAGAGGGAAGGCGUGA
Molecule: messenger RNA, 3546 nt
Organism: Giardia duodenalis
Lineage: Eukaryota; Fornicata; Diplomonadida; Hexamitidae
Product: VSP
Exons: 1
Coding region: 1-3546 (1181 amino acids)
Source: RefSeq, a predicted model, not a curated record